AAGUUCUGGUUGUCUCAUUGCUGCCUUGACUAGUCGCUCAGACAACAAUUGGCAACAAAAUCUGUUAGUUUGGAUGCACGUUUAACAAAAUUCUGUUUUUAAAUGGGACGAUACAAAUGUGCCUACGACUGCGAAAGCUCCGGCGAGUCGGAUGUGAAGUAUUUUAAAUUUCCCCUCUACAAUCCCCGAAAGCUCAAGAAAUGGCUCAGCAACAUGAAGUUGAAGGACUGGAACCCGAAUCGCUUCUCCGUGUUGUGCAUCAAUCAUUUCGAGGAACAACACAUCGACAGGACGGGCAAAUGUGUGAAGCUUCGGGAAGAUGCAGUUCCCACCAUAUUCUCAUCUCCUGGCAAAACACAGAAAAGAGAGGCUUCCAGUGACCCAAGAAGAAAGAGAUUCAAGUCAGCUGGUGCUAAAACCUCACGGACGAGUCCAGCUCCGUCUCCAACGAUCACUCCUUCCACGGCAAAGAGAAGAGCCCAAAGCGAAGAGCCAAGCCCGGCUGAGGAAGAGCCUACUGGGGACAAAGACCCCCAAACGUCACAUGACAAGUGGAGGAUUAUAGUAGAUGAAGGACUGAUGAAGAUAGAGUCAUUUCCACACUUCUUCCAUGGCGAUUACUGCGCACCACGGGGUAUUCAGUGGGCUCCGGAUGACGAUUUGAGUACCGAGUGGGAAGCCUCGGAGAAGGUGAUGGAGGUGAAAGAGCCGUGGCAGUGGCUCGGUCUGGACGUCAGGGGGCCGCUGCCCCAAACGCUGAACGCACACCGCUACAUCUUGACUGUAACGGACUACUUCUCCAAGUGGGUGGAGGCCGUGCCCAUGCAGUCGUGCCUCCCUGAGGACGUCGUGAAGAACGUGGUUGACAUCAUCGCCCACUUUGGGUACCCGAUUAGGAUACUCUCCAGACUGCCUCAUGGCAUAGUCCACAAAAUCAACAGAGAACUGAAAGAUCAGCUGAAGGUCACCGUCGCUCUCGUUGUCUACCAUCAGCAGACGGGCACCAUGGAUUUAAUCACGCAGCAACUGAUUGACAGGAUGGUAAGCGAUCUGGUAGAGGAGCACGCGGCCGACUGGGACGUCUAUCUGCCCGCCAAGGUGUUCAGCCUGUGUUUCAGGGAGCACGCGAAGACCAAGGAGAGGCCCUUUUCUGUGCUGUGCUGUAGGGGACUGGAGCCCGUCCAAUCCCCCAGAGGACUGGACUACGCUUACUCCAAGAUCCAAGAGAGUGCUUUCGUUAUUCGAUAGAUAUCUACAGUUUAUUUGGCCGAUGGAUGUGGAGUUCGGUACGGGUCUUGUUUUUAUUAACACAUUGGGGAGGAAGAGUAUUUUCCGGUCAUAGAAGCGUUCUGACUUUGUCGAGGACGGCAAUGGAAAAGUGCAGGAAUUCUUCAGGCCUUACGGCCACACGGGGAAUGUUUACAUCAUCGGUCACUCUGCCAAUGACAUUUCAAAUCAGUUCAGUCCAGAUUAUGUGUUUCGACCUGUUUCUUGUACCAGUAUCAGCACAGUGGAAGUGCGUUUUCAUGCUCGUAUCAUUGUUUUGAAAUUCAUCUUUCAUAUCAGACUGCCACAUAUUACGUCAAUGUGUCCUGCUAAAGUGAUGCUGGAAGAGCAAAAGAAAAUGAAUACAGGUCUUUACCAGAUAAGAGAUCUUAGUUUAACCUUUAAACAUUUAAGUUAUAAGCAUUUAUUUGUACUCUGGGUGCUGUGGCUGAUUUUCGGCCUUGUUCCAUCAGUGUUUUGUGAACCCGAUGAAUCCUCACCCAGUUCUCUCAGUUGGCAAAUCCAUCUCUCUGUAUAUGAAAUGUAAAACAUGUAAAUAAACAUGCUUUAAAUAAGAA
Molecule: messenger RNA, 1844 nt
Organism: Gasterosteus aculeatus aculeatus (three-spined stickleback)
Lineage: Eukaryota; Metazoa; Chordata; Actinopteri; Perciformes; Gasterosteidae
Biological process (GO): DNA integration
Molecular function (GO): nucleic acid binding
Source: RefSeq, a predicted model, not a curated record